This is a messenger RNA of Arvicanthis niloticus (Nile rat), 2580 nucleotides long. NCBI's taxonomy places the organism in Eukaryota, Metazoa, Chordata, Mammalia, Rodentia, Muridae. The record is from RefSeq and is a predicted model, not a curated record.
AUGCAGUUCUCUUGGAUGUCUAUCUCUUGGUUUCUGCAGAUUCCAAUUCUUGCAUGCUCUUACAGAAGCAGUGAAUGUUUAGUAAGGAUGAACUACCGUUUACAUGCAAAUGGAAAUGUGGUGAUUGUUGGAUUUUUCCCUGCUUAUGCUGCCUAUCCACUCAACAAAACAACUGAUUGGAGGAUGACUAAAUUUACCAAUGAGCUUAUGAUCGAGUUUAAGUUGAGGAACUACCAAUGUAUUUUGGCCAUGAGGUUUGCCAUUGAGGAGAUCAACAGCAACCCCUAUCUUUUACCCAACACAUCACUAGGAUUUGAGAUCCACAAUGUCCCACAUGGUCAAAGGAACAUUCUAGCCUAUCUUUUUGGUUCACUGUCAGGGCCUGAUCAUGCCAUUCCUAACUACAGAGUUGCAGGAGAGAGCAAUUCAGCUGCUGUACUUACAGGACCAUCAUGGGCAAUAUCUGAAAAUGUAGGGACACUGCUGGAUCUUUACAAAUUUCCACAGCUAACUUUCGGGCCUUUUGAUAAUCUUCUGAGUGAACAAAGACGGUUUUCUUCUCUGUACCAGGUGGCCCCCAAAGACACAUCUCUGACAUCUGGCAUUGUAUCUUUGAUGCUUCAUUUCAAGUGGAUCUGGGUGGGGUUAUUAAUCAUAGAUGAUGACAAAGGUGCCCAAACUCUGUCAGAUUUAAGAAGUGAGAUGGAUAAAAAUGGAGUCUGCAUAGCAUUUGUGGAAAUGAUCCAAGUCAGCAGGGGAUCAUAUUUCACCAAAUCCUGGAAACAUCAGAUGCAGAUCCUGGAAUCAUCAUCAAAUGUGAUUAUUAUUUAUGGAGACUCUGAUUCUCUAUUAAGCUUAAUAGUAAAUAUAAGGCAGAAGUUGCUUAUGUGGAAAGUCUGGGUUCUGAACUCACACUGGGAUAAUUCCAAAUUUGAUGAUUAUUUCAUGAUAGAUUCAUUACAUGGAGCUCUUAUUUUUUCACACCACAAUGAAGAAAUUACUAAUUUUACAGAUUUUAUUCAGACAGUCAAUCCAUUCAAAUACCCAGAAGAUACUUAUCUUCAUGUAUUGUGGCACUCGUUCUUCAAUUGCUCAUUUUUUAGGAAAGAUUGUAAAAUUGCACAAAACUGUUUGCCUAACACCUCCUUGGGAUUCUUGCCUGGGAACAUGUUUGACAUGGCCAUGAGUGAAGAGAGUUAUAAUGUAUACAAUGCUGUGUAUGUUGUGGCCCACAGUCUGCAUGAGAUGAUUCUCAAUCAAUUUCAAACUCACGGAAAAGGAAAUGAGAUGACAUUCUUCCCCUGGCAGCUUCACCCUUUUCUAAAGAACAAACAACUCAUCAAUCAUGCUGGAGACAAUGUGGUUCUGGAUUGGAAAAGGAAAUCACAUGUACAGUAUAACAUUUUCAACUUUUGGAAUUUCCCAAAAGGGCUUGGGCUGAAGGUGAAAGUAGGAACAUUUUCUCCAAAUGUUCCAGAGGGCCAGACUUUGUCUGUAACUGAUGACAUGAUACAAUGGGUCACUGGAUCCACAGAGAUUCCACAGUCUGUAUGCAGUGAGAGCUGUCAACCCGGAUUUAGGAAAACCCACCAGGAGGGAAAGGCUGCCUGUUGCUUUGACUGCACUCCUUGUUCAGAGAAUGAGAUUUCCAAUGAGACAGAUAUGGAUCGGUGUGUAAAGUGUCCAGAAACUCACUAUGCAAACACAGACAAGAUCCACUGCCUACAGAAAACUGUGACAUUUCUGGCCUAUAAUGACCCCAUGGGGAAGACACUUUGCUUCAUGUCCCUAGGAUUCUUCUCACUCACAGCUGUUGUUCUUGGAGUGUUUCUGAAGAACAGAGACACCCCCAUUGUCAAGGCCAAUAACUUGGUUCUCAGUUACACCCUGCUCAUCACUCUGACCCUCUGUUUCCUCUGUCCCUUGCUCUUCAUUGGCUGUCCUAGCACAGCCACUUGUGUCCUGCAGCAAAACAUUUUUGGACUUCUCUUCACCGUGGCUCUUUCCACUGUGUUGGCCAAAACUAUUACUGUAGUUAUAGCCUUCAAGAUCACGUCUCCAGGAAGGAAGAGAUGGUUACUGAUAUUAAGAGCCCCUAAUUACAUUAUUCCCAUCUGUACCCUGAUCGAAGUUGUGCUUUCUGGAAUUUGGCUGACAACAUCUCCUCCAUUUAUUGAUAAAGAUGCUCACUCAGAACAUGGACACAUCAUCAUCAUUUGCAACAAAGGCUCAGCUAUUGCUUUCCAUUGCACCCUGGGAUACUUGGGAGCACUGGCCCUAGGGAGCUACUUUAUGGCUUUCUUGUCCAGAAAUCUACCUGACACAUUCAAUGAAGCCAAGUUCCUGGCUUUCAGCAUGCUGGUGUUCUGCAGUGUCUGGCUCACCUUCCUCCCUGUCUACCACAGCACCAAGGGGAAGAUCAUGGUGGCUAUGGAAGUCUUCUCUAUCUUGGCUUCCAGUGCAUCACUCUUAGGCAUCAUCUUUGUCCCCAAGUGUUACAUCAUAUUAUUAAGGCCAGAAAAGAACUCACUUCGUUAUAUCAGGGACAAAACAUAUACUAGGAGAAAAAAACCUUCUUAA